ACUUCUGAGACAUUAUACACAAAUACGUCUAAAAAAUAUAUUAAAUGUGCGCAACACUAAACAAAAUGUCAUCUUUUGAGGGCUGCCUGCUUAGGACACAAAACAGGAAGUUGUAAGCAUUGCGGGACGUGUAGUUCCGCUUUCGAGGCCGAUCGGCUUGAUAACAACGCGAGGAAGAACGAAACAAAAAUAAAUUAGAUACAACUUCAAUAGAUAAACUUGUCAUCAGAUUUUCGUUGUAAUAAACAUGCCUGGAUUCACCUGCUGUGUCCCUGGCUGCUACAACAACUCUCAUCGGGACAGAGCGCUGCGGUUCUACACAUUUCCAAAGGAUACCACGCAAAGGGAGAUUUGGCUCAAGAACAUCUCCCGGGCCGGGGUGAGCGGCUGUUUUAGUACCUUCCAACCCACUACGGGACACCGCGUCUGUAGCGUACACUUUCCCGGUGGCAGAAAGACCUAUACCGUUCGAGUACCGACGCUCUUCCCGCUGAGAGGAGUGAAUGAACGCAAGAACCGAAGGGGCAGGAACAGGAAAGCGUCUGUGGCGGCUCCUGUUCCAGCCCCUAGUCCAGGCAGCAUUGUCAUCACCAACGUUGUUUCGAUAGCCGCUGAGAACGCUCAGAGCGAUGCAGUCACCGACACAGCUGCUACUGGUGGCCCUAUCGUGGUGCAGAUCGGCCCGGACGGCGAAUACCUCGGACCUGUAAAUCCACCCGCGCAGGGUGACGCGACCUGUUUUACUGCAGUCGUCUCCAGCUCCACUGACCUGGCCGGGGGCGACGAAACCCCUGCGGACGCCGCGGCCGCUGUCCAGCAGUACUACAGCGUUGUCAGCAACCCGCUGGACCACGCGUACUCGCUGACCACCGGGACCACCUCGGCCGAACUGCUUCGGAAGCUGAACGAGCAGCGGGACAUCAUCGCACUCAUGGAAGUUAAGAUGAAGGAGAUGAACGCAACCAUCCGCCAGCUGCGCGUGACGGAGGCCAAGCUACAGGAGGAGGUGCGCGAGCGGGACCGUUUGCUGUGCGCUGGAGCAGCGGUAAAGAAAAUAUGACAAUAAUUCCCACCCAAAGGAUGGAUAGCUAAAGACCGUCGCGACCUAAGACUCUAACGUGAGAUGAAUCGGGUCCGUGGAGAACAGAGCAAACCCUCUUUUGUACGAAAGCGAUGACAAUUUAUUUUCAAUAGAGGAGAUAGCUACUUUUUCGUCUACUAAUGCUAUUUUUGGCUAGUUAGUUGAUAGUAAAAAUCCCAUAGUUGCCUAUAAAACAUUACCCAAUUUAGUCCACCCAUGUGUUUGCUAAGUGCAAGCAGCCUUUUAGGGGAGUGUAAAAACAUUGGCGAAUGCGUACUUGUGGAUCUCCUGGCUGCAACUCUGUAGCCUACUUUCGACAUAGAACAUUUUAAAUGGGGGAUGGGGGAAUUAUUAGGCCAUUGUUUUGUUGUUAAGCUGUUUGUGUUUGUAUGUCAGUCUGCAGUUGAAUUCUCCUUGCAGAAUAUUGAACACCAGCUUUUCAGUUCAGAGGCCAUCCUCCAAAACAAGGUUGCUCUGUGACUCUGACUGUGGGAAAGAUGUGCUUGGCAUCAUGGAAGUAUGUGUGCUUAUGAGGUGCCUAUUUCCCACCAGAGACCUGUCUUGAUCCAUGGCUCCAUCUGAUUGUAAGGCUUUUACACCACCUAAAUGUUCACUGUGACCUUGCGUGUCUCAACCUUCUCCUCACAAAUGGUUUGAUACAGUAUCUGCAGAGUUGCUACUCAAGCAUGGAUGUUAUGUUAACCUCUGACUGUUGAACUUUGACCUGACAGCAAUUACUGUCAUGUGAUGACUGUUCUGAAACUUAAACCAUAUCAAUUUGAAGUAAAUUUCAUUAUGAAAUAAUA
Messenger RNA from Coregonus clupeaformis (lake whitefish), 1887 nucleotides. RefSeq names its product THAP domain containing 11 (gene thap11). Gene Ontology annotation, cellular component: nucleoplasm. Bases 248 to 1060 code for a protein of 270 amino acids. Gene Ontology annotation, biological process: regulation of transcription by RNA polymerase II. The transcript has a single exon. Gene Ontology annotation, molecular function: RNA polymerase II cis-regulatory region sequence-specific DNA binding. The record is from RefSeq and is a predicted model, not a curated record. NCBI's taxonomy places the organism in Eukaryota, Metazoa, Chordata, Actinopteri, Salmoniformes, Salmonidae.